Messenger RNA from Brugia pahangi, 645 nucleotides. Lineage: Eukaryota; Metazoa; Nematoda; Chromadorea; Rhabditida; Onchocercidae. The record is from the annotation of a GenBank genome assembly.
AUGGCAAAUCAUAGUUACAUUGAGGGAACUUUUCAUGAAUCAGUACAUUUUUCGGUUGAAUUUGACUCUGCCGAAAUUAUUGCUGUUCGAGAUUACAAACCUUUAGAACCUGUGAAUAUUUUCUACGGUUGGCGAAGCAAUCGUGAUUUCCUGCUGCAUAAUGGUUUUGUACCUUCCGAGAAAAACACUCGAGAUAUUUAUAAGUUGAAAAUUGGACUUCCAAAAUCGAAACGUGAAGCUGCACGCAUGCGUUUAUUUCAUGAACUUGGUUUUCUUGCUGAAUCGACAAUUUUCGCUUUCGAAAUAAACAUAUCAAAGCCAUAUUUCCAUGAUUUAUUGUUUCGUUUUGCUCAAAUUUAUGUUUUGGAUGAAGUAUUUUCAACAAAUGAACAAGUGGAAGAAGCACUGAACUCAUCAGAUAAUGUUCGAAAAGCUUGGAAUUUUCUUCAUGAUCGUUUUGCUCUUCUCCUUAGAGCAUAUGAUAGAGUAACCGACCCGAUUAAAGUGGCGCAUUCAGAAUCAUCUGAAUUUAUCAAAUAUAAUGCAGUUCGAAAAUCUAUGGUUGAAAAGUUGAAAUUAUCAGAAAUAGAAAUUUUACAAAAUGUGAAAGAUUUCUGCAAUGAGAAGCUACUAGGAACAGCUUAA